This is a messenger RNA of Penicillium canariense, 1743 nucleotides long. Its product is annotated as CAIB/BAIF family enzyme. The transcript is spliced from 4 exons. NCBI's taxonomy places the organism in Eukaryota, Fungi, Ascomycota, Eurotiomycetes, Eurotiales, Aspergillaceae. Gene Ontology annotation, molecular function: catalytic activity. Bases 1 to 1743 code for a protein of 580 amino acids. The record is from RefSeq and is a predicted model, not a curated record.
AUGACAAGCAACGGUCACGCCAACGGCGCUCCGUACUCGCCCGUGCUAGAGACGAGCAGGAUUUUCUCCAAGCUUUGCGAACAGUCGGAGCGCCUCAAUCUGCCACCGCAGGUGCAGGCCAACAAAGACCAGGUUUCAUUUUCAUCCAGUCAUAAUGAAAUCUAUUUUCCGAUCCCCUUCAAAGAGAGCGAGACGCUGGCGGCAUUGAAGGGUAUUGAGGGCUCCGUGGCCGCCGCGCUUGCAGAUCUGCGGUUCGGACAGCCUGCGCAGCCGCGCAGUGUUCAAGUUAGUCUGGAAGGCGCAACGGCAUUCGGAUGUCAGGCAUACAUGGCGAAAAUCGACGGAUUGUCCAAGCUAGAUCCGAAUGUCAAGUCUAAGCUGAAGAAUACCGAUCUUCUGGCUGCUCAGUCGAACGGUUACCGUCGCAUGUCCGCUAAUCUGUAUAAAACCAAGACUCCGGGCGAGUUCUACCAUAUCCACGGCUCUCUGGAGGCCACUACAACACUCAACAUGAUCGGUCUCGAGGGCCAGCGCCCAGAUUUGACGGAUUAUGAAGAGAUCAUCAAGGUCAUUGAAGCGAAGGUGCAGAAGUACACUGUUCCUGAGCUCGAGGUGAUGAACAAGGAGAGGCGGCAGGCUGGUGUUCCAGCGCUCAAAUAUGAGGAUUUUAUCAAAACUCCCCACGGGAAACUGAAUGUCCACGAGCCGGCUUGGAAGGUGGACAAGCUGCCAGGGGAUCUCCCUCCAACUCCACUCCCUGCCAGCAAGGCUGGCAGCAAGAGGAUUCUAGAGGGCGUGAAAGUACUCGAACUGUGUCGUAUCAUUGCAGGCCCGACGGUGACCCGCAUUCUGGCCGAGUAUGGCGCCGACGUGCUGAAGAUCACCAGCCCCAACCUGUCCGACGUUCCCUUUUUCCAGGUCGAUGGCAACAUGGGUAAGCACGCCGCCGACCUCGAUCUCAAGACUGAGGCUGGACGCCAGGAGUUUGAGAAGCUCGUGGUUGACGCUGAUAUCAUCGUGGACGGAUAUCGCCCCGGAGCUCUGGAGAAGCUCGGCUACGGCCCACAGGCUAUGGCUGCGCUGGCCGAGAAGCGCGGCAAGGGUAUUGUCUACGUGAACGAGAACUGCUUCGGCUACGAAGGCGAGUGGGCCGGACGAGCUGGGUGGCAACAGAUUGCCGACUGCGUCACCGGCGUCGCCUGGGCUCAGGGUCAAUUCAUGGGCCUCGACACCCCCAUCGUUCCCCCCUUCCCCAUAUCUGACUAUGGCACAGGCUGUAUGGGCGCCAUCGCCGCCCUCUCCGGCCUCUAUCACCGCACCAAAACUGGCGGCUCCUACCACGGCAAGGCCUCUUUGAUGCAUUACGACCUCCUUCUCUUCGCCGUUGGCCAGUAUCCUGCCGAGGUGCAGGAGAAGCUGCGCGCCGCCCAGCCUGCCGACUUCUUCAAGCUGCGCCACUGUGAUAGCGUAGACCGCAUCUCGUCGACUGUGCUCAAGGGUAUGCAGACUCGCUUCCCACACUUGUAUACGCCCGCUGGUGCUAGUUCGGAGGAGGACCGCCAGGCGUUGACGGAAAGUUGGUUCUCCAAGGCGUAUAACACUGAUAUCGAGGUCGUGCGCCCCGUUGCUAUUGUCCAGGGUGUAGAUAACCGGUUUGUGCGGGCUAGCCGGCCCAAUGGGACGGAUCGGGCGAGUUGGGAGGAUUUUAAGGAAGAUGGGGAAGGAGAUGUUAAGAAGUGUUAA